CAGCAAUGUGAGUGCAGCAGGAAUGGAAGUCAACGGCACAGUUAGCGAUGGUGAAACACUUCGAUCUCAGUUCCUGCAACUACUUCGUAGUAGACGAAAUUCUCAAGUUCCUUUGAUUGUGGAACCUGCAAAUCUUGUAGUUUACCCUCUUUAUCAAGAAGUUCCUCCCCCAACUUUCAGUGAGGCAAUGGAGUCUUGUCCAAAGGCCAACAUUGAAAACCUUAAGGAACCACUUAAAGAGGAAAAUCUUUAUUUCUAUACCGAGGCAGGAGAUCAAGGGAAAUUGCCCUUGUUAAUAGUAAGCAUGAAAGAAAGCAAUAUCGGAAGUAGGCCUGCUGUUGUUUUUCUGCAUAGUACACAUGAAUGCAAAGAGUGGUUAAGUCCAUUGCUUGAGGCUUAUGCUUCACGGAGAUAUGUAACCAUUGCUGUCGAUUCCCGCUACCACGGCGAACGUGCCACUGGUCUAACCACUUGUAAAGAUGCUCUGGUAUCAUCAUGGAAAAAUGGGGAUACGAUGUUGUUCAUAUUUCGGGUUUGGGACUUAAUAAAGCUUGCAGAUUAUUUAACGCAGAGAGAGGACAUAGAUCCUAGUAAGAUUGGGAUUACUGGCGAAUCACUUGGAGGUUUGAUGCAUGCGUGGCUUGCUGCUUUUGCGGACACCCGCUAUGCAGUGGCAGCCCCAAUUAUUGGUGUUCAGGGAUUUCGAUGGGCAAUAGAGAAUGACAAGUGGGAGGCUCGAGUUAACAGUAUUAAGGCCGUCUUUGAAGAAGCCAGGAACGAUUUAGGCAAGAAUAAAAUUGACAAAGUGGUGGAGAAGGUUUGGGAUAGGAUUGCUCCUGGUCUAGCCUCCCAGUUCGAUGCACGGUCCCGGAUAAAUGAAUUGCUCUGGAAGUUUUAAUUUUACUGUUGGUUUUUUAUACUCGCCUUUAAUUUUUCUCAUCGGCUUUGACAACCUUUAGGAGCUAAAGAUGACCUUGCCCCAUCGCUGGCCUAGAAACUCCCAAGAUAAGAACAGGCAAGGCCUAUAAAGAGACCCAUUGUUCAGAUAAGUUCAAGGUCAUGGCACAGCCUGAAACUGGGCAUCAAAUGACACCAUUUAUGGUGAAAGAAGCGAGUGAUUGGUUCGACCGGUUCCUCAAGUAGUUGUAUUUAUCGUUCGAGUUAUGAUUUCUGUAACUGUUUUGUUGUUGUUGGAACUGUACUUUUG
Messenger RNA from Hibiscus syriacus, 1207 nucleotides. RefSeq lists its product as uncharacterized. The record is from RefSeq and is a predicted model, not a curated record. The transcript is spliced from 12 exons. The coding region runs from base 23 to 898 and encodes 291 amino acids. Gene Ontology annotation, molecular function: serine-type peptidase activity. Gene Ontology annotation, biological process: proteolysis. Lineage: Eukaryota; Viridiplantae; Streptophyta; Magnoliopsida; Malvales; Malvaceae.